AUGUACACAAGUAAAUUAAAGCAAGAAACACUUCACGAAAUGGAGUUGGCAUUAGACACUUUUUACAAUACUUUGGAACCUUUGGAAGAAUAUGUUGGAAAAAUGGAUUUAUUGGAAGGUCGUGGAGACAAUAUUGUUAAUCAAACAAGAGGAUUAAUUAAGGGUCAAGAACUAACUCCGCAGGAAGCUCUUGGGAUGUUUAAUCAACUUAAUCAUCCGUUAAACAAAGGAGUAAAGGGUGAGGGGAAAAUCAGAAGUGGCGAUCCUGACCGAGGCAAGAAAACUCUUGAACAAAUUUGCCAAGAAAUUGCUUCUAGACAUGGUAAUUAUGAUUUAUUUUCAGAGCAAAAGAAAGUGCGAGGCAUUCAAGAAGAAGUUCAAAAGAAAGACGAUGUUCUUAUUCUUAAAACAGUAAGAUUAGGUAGCCGUGAUUAUAAUCGAGCAACGGGCGAAUUAAUAAAUCAACCUGCAGAAAGAAAAAGUGAUAAAAAUGGAUGUCUAGUUUUUGACCCUGACAAGAUGGUUAAAAUAAAAAAUUUAAAUGAAGCAGAGAAAAGAGCAAUUGGUUAUAAAUCAGAAUCAGGAUUACAAGCAAAUUCCUCCUCUAUAACUCUAAAAAACGAUGAUAAAGGUAUUGGUAAGGGUGGAAUUAUCGCCAUUGUUGGUGUGGCUAGUGCCUUACUAAUUGGUAGUGCAGUAGUAGUGAAAAAGCGAUUAAAUAAAAAAGUUAAAAAAGUUUAG
This is a messenger RNA of Ambispora leptoticha, 741 nucleotides long. Lineage: Eukaryota; Fungi; Glomeromycota; Glomeromycetes; Archaeosporales; Ambisporaceae. The record is from the annotation of a GenBank genome assembly.